Molecule: messenger RNA, 951 nt
Organism: Mesorhabditis spiculigera
Lineage: Eukaryota; Metazoa; Nematoda; Chromadorea; Rhabditida; Rhabditidae
Source: the annotation of a GenBank genome assembly
AUGGACGACGCUGGACUGCUCGGUGACGCCGGCGGGCUGCUGCUCGACGAUUUCUUUGCGGACGGGGUGCCGGAUUUUGCGGAACCGGACGCGAUUCCCUCGACGUCUCUGCCCGUUCGCCCCGCAGAGCCGCCAAAAGCCGUCUACGAGGACUUUGGCCGUGCCAUCUACAUGACCAGCAAAAAUACCCGCAAUCCGGCAGGCUACGUGACGUGGAUGUGCACACAGUGUUCCGUGAUGAAGCAGAGGGAACGCAAAUUCGGGCGCUACCGUCACGUGAAGAUCCCGCGUAUUCUGGUGGUGCGGGAUAUUUUGAUGGAAGACCCCGACCGGCCGCCCCAUCCCCAUAUAUGCCACGGAAAGGACAUUGUCGACUCGAUCGCCUCGAGGGCACAAGUCAAGGUGAUCCGGAACCACGCGGGACUGACCGGUGAUGGGGUACGCAUCCAGGGAGAGCCCAGAGUCCUUAUUGCCCAGGGCCUCGAGUACCUGACGGCGGCGCAGAAGCAAGAAGUACGGCGCCGGCUGAUGGUCAACUGCGAGCAGGUCGACGUCGCCGGCCCGCUGCUGCCCGUUCGCCAGAAGAGGGUUUACCAAAUCGUGGCGACGUCAUCGCCGAGUAAAGUUGUUCUACUGCCGGCUGGCGACGCGGCAAACGGAUUACGGCAAUUAAAAAGAAAAUAUGCGGAAUUACUACCUUACGACGACGGGCGGCCUGAAGAAGCAGAAGAAGAUGAACAAUAUUUUCAGCAAGAACCCGGCUACUUGGAGAAUUACGAGCCACAAGAAGCCGAGACGGUCGGCUACGAUUUCCCGCCCUUUGAACAGCUCGACGACUUCCGGCAGCACCCCGAAGCUACGCAAUUCCUCUUUACGGACGAGGCGCUCGUGUGCAGCGACGAGGAUUUGUACGUGCAGCACGAAGAAGUCAUCGGCGACGAGGCAUCAAAA